Plasmopara halstedii is the source of this 438-nucleotide messenger RNA. RefSeq lists its product as hypothetical. The record is from RefSeq and is a predicted model, not a curated record. NCBI's taxonomy places the organism in Eukaryota, Oomycota, Peronosporomycetes, Peronosporales, Peronosporaceae. The transcript is spliced from 2 exons. The coding region runs from base 1 to 438 and encodes 145 amino acids.
AUGAGCAGAGGCCAGCGAUGGCUUACUCUGGACGAAAAACGCCAGAUGCAAGUAGAUGUCAAGCGCAACACGGGCAUCAAGCUGUUUCGGAUUCAAGAGUGGGAACGAGCCAAGUUCAAGUCGACUUUUCUUGCGCCGUACAAUAACAAUGACGGCAAGGCUAUCCUCACGGCCGAUCUAUUGAUCGAAGAGGCUCGCUUCAUCCGAGAGGGACUUGGCAUCACGGAUGCCGAACUUAGUCUGUCUAAUGGGUGGCUCCACAAAUUCAAGACACGCCACAGCAUCAAGUUUUUUACAAUGCAUGGUGAAAGCCAUUCUGUUGAUCGUGUGAGCUUUGCUGUCAGUCAGUACGAGCUUCAAGAACUCAUUGCCCAGUACAACUCGGAAGACGUGUUCAACUUCGACAAGUCUGGGCUGUUCUACCGCCCCCCCACCUAA